UAUCAUCUCUGUCUCUCUGUCUCUCCUUCUUGACGUCCCCUUCUGAUUCUCCCUCGUUUGCUCCCCUCCAUCCCUACACGAAAGGUGGAAUGGAGUGUCUCGGCUUAGUUGCUGUAUGAAAAGAUCUCCCCGCGUGGAGCUCUCCACCAUCAAAAUGAAGCUCAGCAUUCGCCAGCGCUGUCUAGAAUUCAUCCGUGUCCUUCUUUCGCCCACGCUUUGGUUCGAUGUUUACUGGCCCGCCUCGCGCAAAUACUGGUUUUCACUGCUACUCAUCGGCGUGAUCUGCGCCAAACUACUCCACAUCUACUCCCACCUCAACUCCCUCUCUCCCGGCCAAUUCAUCCUCUGGGGCCCGACCUUUUUCCUUCAAGAUGUCGUAUGCAUCAUCAUUGCACAGACUCUCAGCCAGAACUUCCAGCGAAGAUGGCUCCGUGUCGUCAGUGCGCCGAUAGUCAUCCUGACCAGUCUAAUGAUCUCCGGUCUGGCCGCCGCCAAUAUCUCCUUCUAUACCCAAACCGGCGCUGAAAUUCACUGGCGACAAGCACACGCCUUCCACCGCGAUGCGGCAUCCGUCAAGACCCUCCUGGCCGGACUGACUGGCAUCCUCAUCAUGGAGGUACUGUUUAGCGCCUCGGCAUGGAUCUCAACUCCAUAUCUAUACAAUUGGGUGAGCGCAGUGACCCGAGUCCUGCACGUCGCCGCGACUCCGCUAUUCUUCUGCUGGAAGCGAAAGCCUAGAUCCGACCCCGAGAACUAUGCGCAAGUCGCCAACAAGGAUUGGGAUGAAGAGGACCCUGAAUCUGAGGCCAUGCUGGGCAUGCACGAUCCUAUGGCAGCAUCGCAGUCUUCCUCGUCGCGGCCUCUACCAUCUCUGUUAUUGCGCAUUCUUGUGGCCUCUGUGACCGCCUUUGUACUUCUAUUGCGCUGCAUUCGCCCAUCGGAUACCGCAUACUCUUUUCUUUCGCAAACCGUGAUCGUCACACCUUUCGAAAAACCGCCACAGCAUGAGACGACUUACUCAGUCGACCUCCCGCCAGACUUGCCAGGCGACUAUAGCUGGCUCUACAACCACACCGCUCUCGCAGCGCCGACGAAGUUCGACUGGCUGCCGUCGAAGAAGAUCGGUGGGUUCAGGGACUGGUAUGAAGAAGGCAAGGAAGGGACGGCAUUGCACUAUGAUCCGGCACACGACCCUCUGAAGAUUUCGAACCUCGAUCGCGAGGUUCUGGAGCCAUGGCGUGACGCGCUGAAGAGCGGUAGUGUGAACAUCAAGCACGUUUUCCUACUCAAGUUGGAAAGUACUCGGUACGACGUCUUCCCGGUCCGGAAAGAAGGCCAUGUUGGUGAUAUCAUCCGCGAAUCGUACGGUGGCACCGUUCCAGACAUUGUAGAUCAGCGCCUGGCCAAUCUGUCCCGCAAUGCCGAGCGGUUAACAGGGGUCUCCGCUGGUUGGGACCACAGUGACGAUUCAUGGAAGCCGCGCGGUGGCAUGUACGCCUCAAAUGCUUAUACUGGCGACACGUUCACUCUCAAGAGUAUCCUCGCCAGCGUCUGUGGAAUUGCCCCCUUAGUCGUCGACUUCAACAAAGAAUACUUGCAUCACAUCUACGAGCCGUGCAUGCCUCAUAUCCUCCAUGCAUUGAACUCCAUGUCUCGAGAGAACGACACCAGCAAGGUCAAAGAAAAUGAUUAUACUACUUGGCCCUGGCACUCGACAUUCAUGCAGAGUAUCACGGAUAACUAUGAUAACCAGGAUCUUCUCCUUCCCGCCUUGGGUUUCAAAGACAAGAUCACAGACAAGAAGAUCACUAAAGACUGGAAGAAAAAGCCCGGUGAAGGGCCGAAGAAGUUCAACUUCUGGGGCUAUCCCGAGCACGAGCUGCGACCGUAUUUCAUUGAUGCUCUGAAGCAUGCGGAGAAGCACCAUGAGCGUCUUUUCCUCACUCAUUUGACGGGACAGACACAUUACCCUUGGGAUAUGCCAAAGGGUGAUACGAUUGAGGAAUUCAUGCAUCACAAUAUUUUCAACGGCAGGAAUAGGAUGAACCGGUACUUGAACACGCUUGGGGUUGCCGACAGGUGGCUUGGCGAGGUUCUCGAGAUUAUUGAGGAAGCCGGAGUCGCCAAUGAGACCUUGGUUGUCAUGGUUGGUGAUCACGGCAUCUCGCUGAUCGAGGACGGCGGUGUCACCCCUUACGACAACCCCCAUGUCUCCAACUUCCAUGUCCCACUCGUCUUCUCGCACCCGCAACUCCCCCAAAUUACCAUCGACGGCCGCGUCACUUCCAUGCAAAUCGUGCCGACUAUCAUGGAUCUCCUAGUCGAAUCAGGAUCCUUAGACAAGGACGCCACCCACGCAAUCAAGGACCUCCUCCCCUUAUACGAAGGCCAGUCAAUGAUCCGCGAGCUUGUCCCAGAGAAAGAUGGGAAACUUGACUGGCAAUUCACUGUUAUGAACACCGGUGCUACUUGGCUUGCUCUGCGGUCAGGCCCCAAGCCAUACCGUCUUGUCAUUCCACUCGUUCCUGACGUCGAAUGGCGUUUCUCCGAUGUGGAUAAAGAUCCGCUUGAAUUACACACUGUUCAGUCGUUUACUUUGCCUCCUCUUCUGGAAGAGGUGGCCAAGGUCCACGGUGAAGAUGCCGUGAACUGGGUUAUUGAGGCUGCUCAUGUCACCCGGUGGUGGGUGAGUGAGAAUUGGCGCCGUUACGAGUACAAGCCUGAUGCGUGAUUCGUCCGGCUGUUGAACUUGACAUUCGCGUGAAUGAUUUGGUUGAUUUUACUGUGAAUCUUUUUUACCAUUUUUGAGGGGCGGAUUUGGCGUCUUUGGUGUACAUUUCUCAUGGUAUAUGGGCUGCAUAGUUCUUGAUCUACGGGUGUUCAUUCCCGAUUCUUGUAUAAUACAUUUACGAUGUCCAUAUAAAAACAUCACCAUCAAACAAAUUCGUGACUUGUCACACAUGCGUCUCUGAACAAAACAUCAUCUCCG
This is a messenger RNA of Penicillium subrubescens, 2989 nucleotides long. RefSeq lists its product as uncharacterized. Gene Ontology annotation, molecular function: arylsulfatase activity. The record is from RefSeq and is a predicted model, not a curated record. Bases 116 to 2731 code for a protein of 871 amino acids. NCBI's taxonomy places the organism in Eukaryota, Fungi, Ascomycota, Eurotiomycetes, Eurotiales, Aspergillaceae. The transcript is spliced from 3 exons.